This is a messenger RNA of Choloepus didactylus (southern two-toed sloth), 927 nucleotides long. RefSeq names its product olfactory receptor 14A16-like. Gene Ontology annotation, biological process: G protein-coupled receptor signaling pathway. Gene Ontology annotation, cellular component: membrane. Gene Ontology annotation, molecular function: olfactory receptor activity; G protein-coupled receptor activity; odorant binding. Lineage: Eukaryota; Metazoa; Chordata; Mammalia; Pilosa; Megalonychidae. The transcript has a single exon. Bases 1 to 927 code for a protein of 308 amino acids. The record is from RefSeq and is a predicted model, not a curated record.
AUGUACAACUUCACCUUGGGAAACACAUUCUUACUCAUGAGGUUUUCUGAUGUCCAGGAGAUCCAGAUUUUAUAUGCCAUACUGUUUCUGAUAAUUUAUCUGGCAGCCAUACUGGGGAAUCUUAUCAUCAUCUCUGUCACCAGCAAGGAUCAUCAGCUCCACACUCCCAUGUACUACUUCCUGAAGAACUUAUCCUUUCUGGAUCUCUGCCUCAUUUCCAUCACUGUCCCCAAAUCCAUUGCUAACUCUGUGACAAAUCAAAACACCAUCUCAUUCCUGGGGUGUGUUUCACAGAUAUUUUUCUUUUUCUUCUUGGCCACUACAGAGGUAGCUCUCCUCACAGUGAUGUCCUAUGACCGCUAUGUUGCCAUCUGCCACCCACUCCAAUAUGAAAUCAUCAUGAGCCAUGGGGCCUGUGUGCAGAUGGCCAUUUCUUCAUGGGCCAGUGGAGGUCUCAAUGCAAUUCUGCACACAGCUUCCACCUUCUCAAUACCGAUUUGUGGGUCUCCUGAUAUUCAUCAGUUCUUCUGUGAUGUGCCUCAACUACUUUCACUUGACUGUUCUUAUAACAUUGGAGAAUUAGUAGUCAUUGGACUCAGCUUACUAUUAGAUUUUGUUUGCUUUAUGUUUAUUGAUAUUUCAUACAUUAACAUCUUUGUCACUGUCCUGAAGAUGCCAUCCAGAGAGGGCAGGUCCAAAGCUUUCUCUACAUGUUUGCCUCACCUCAUUGUUGUGACUCUGUUUCUCUCUUCUGGAUUCUUUGCCUAUUUACACCCCCUUCCCAAAUAUCCAUCAGCCUUGGACUUGCUGGUGUCCAUGUUUUAUACUGUGGUGCCACCCACCAUGAAUCCACUCAUCUACAGUCUAAGAAAUAAGGAUAUGAAGGCUGCACUAAGGAAACUGCUAAUGAGUAGUCCUUCAAAGUAA